This is a messenger RNA of Homarus americanus (American lobster), 685 nucleotides long. RefSeq names its product peritrophin-1-like. Bases 167 to 685 code for a protein of 172 amino acids. NCBI's taxonomy places the organism in Eukaryota, Metazoa, Arthropoda, Malacostraca, Decapoda, Nephropidae. Gene Ontology annotation, molecular function: chitin binding. Gene Ontology annotation, cellular component: extracellular region. The transcript has 3 exons. The record is from RefSeq and is a predicted model, not a curated record.
AUGGAGGGAUUAAUGGGGACCAAGGGCAGUAUAUAGUAAUGUGAAGACACUGCUAGACCACCAGUCACCACAAGCUCACUGACAGCCAAGCGUCCAUACCUGCUACACUACCAAGGCCUCCACAUCUCACCUGCUUGUCAUAACUUAGCCCAACAAAACAACAACAAUGAAACACAUCCUAUUGGUUAGUGUGUGUGUUGUGAUGGUGGCCAGGGUAAGCCAUGGCCACCCCGCUUACCUCACAGCUGGGCCUGACGUGUCUUCCCAGUGCCCUUCACCCCCUAGAGAACAUCCAUUUCUGCUGCCCAACCCUACUGAUUGUUCCUCCUUCUACAUGUGCACUUGGGACUCUAUCGCCAUCCUCCAACACUGUCCCCUCCACCUCCAAUUUAACCCCACUCUACAGGUGUGUGACUAUCCAGCACACUUCUCCUGUGUCGUCUCCACCACACCUGCUCCAGUCUACAAUGCCACCACACCUGCUCCAGUCUCUAAUGUCACCACACCUGCUCCAGUCUCUAAUGCCACCACACCUACUCCAGUCUCUAAUGCCACCACACCUGCUCCAGUCUCCAACACCACCACACCUGCACCAGUCUCCAACACCACCACACCUGCACCAGUCUCCAACACCACCACACCACAAACUCCAUUAAGCAGGAAAAGGCUUGAAAAAGUAAACUGA